Messenger RNA from Penaeus indicus, 1081 nucleotides. RefSeq lists its product as uncharacterized. The transcript has 4 exons. Bases 1 to 741 code for a protein of 246 amino acids. NCBI's taxonomy places the organism in Eukaryota, Metazoa, Arthropoda, Malacostraca, Decapoda, Penaeidae. The record is from RefSeq and is a predicted model, not a curated record.
AUGAGCAGGAAAACAGCCACAUGCCACGCGACGCCUGGCACCUGCAGCACGCGCGCGACCCACCCGUGCUCGACCGCCCGUUGCUGCGCCGAGUGGAGCCUGCGACGCACGUGGCGAGAGCGAAGAAGCACUCUGCCGCGCGCCCACCCAACGCCCCCGGGGCAUGUGAGCGCCGAGAGGGAGUCGUGUUAUAAGAAAGAAAGAAAAGAAAACAACAAAAAAAGAGCAUCGCGGCCUCAAGUACUUCAUAAACCCCUGGCGCGCGUGAGGUAUCGGGUGUUCGACACACCUGUUCUAUCCAAGCAGCAUCCCGGAGGCUGCUCUUGGCGCCCGAGAGAGAUCUGUAGCCGGACCUCUCUCCGUGUCAGGCGAGUGACGCAUCUACGGGUAAUUGAACGCCCGCCCUACAGUCCGCUGCUUGUGCCGGGACGUUGCAACGCCUGGCGAGGGGGCAACACCGUGCAACAUUACCCUCCCGCACCUGCAAAAACAAACUGCAAGAGACCACACCUCCGUCGCCCUCAAGAUGGCGUCGACGAGCCCUCUCCGGCCCCUCGACCAGCCUUUCCCCUCGGCCGCUCAAGAACAUUCAUCGAAAAGGGGAGCCAGCGACGCCUCAGCAUCCCCGGCCUCAUCUCUCCACCGGAAGGAUUCUUGCGCCCGUCUCCAAGGCAACGCGAGCUUCCCAUUUUCUACCCUCAAAGAAAAUGGCAUUUCAGGGAGAACUCAAAGUUUUCGUGAUGUGACAAAUGUUCGGACGACUGUCUGGCAAUCCAUGGCGAAAGCGUCUCGUAUGACUGCACCGCCGCCGUUUAGCGACCAAUGUUCGGCCGCCCGCACUCGCGCCCACUCUAAGUGUGGGCGUAGCUGGAUGGUGACUCUCGGCCUCUUGGUCAUGCAGUUGCUCGCCUUCAGCUCGAUGUCCGACGCACAGUUUUAUGGAGAACUGAUACCUUGCGACCAGGAAGGCGAAGAUAUACCAGUCCCCCCUCAAGUUGCAAAAGUGAAGCCUUGCAUUACGUGUACGUGUGUGGUAAGUUCAGUCCAUUUGUUUUCAUCUGUUUGUUCUAUUUGAUGUGUG